Gadus macrocephalus (Pacific cod) is the source of this 3193-nucleotide messenger RNA. RefSeq names its product growth factor independent 1A transcription repressor a (gene gfi1aa). The transcript is spliced from 6 exons. Bases 942 to 2153 code for a protein of 403 amino acids. Gene Ontology annotation, cellular component: nucleus. The record is from RefSeq and is a predicted model, not a curated record. Lineage: Eukaryota; Metazoa; Chordata; Actinopteri; Gadiformes; Gadidae.
CCUGUGUCGCUAUGUCAACUAACACAGGUUCUCUCGCUGCAGCUGCAAUAAACAAAUCCUUUCUCAGGCAAAGAAAAAUCGAUAACACGGCUUUGCUUUCCCAAGGAUUUUAAUCAAUUUGUUAUUUUUUUCAAACUUUUGAUUUUAGUGAGUCGUUAAAACAGUGGAGUAGGCCUACGGGUGAUUUUAAAGAUAAUACCCUGCGGGGAAUUAAUGAUGUGAGAGACAAUAAGGCUUAAGUUAUUGGAUAAAGAGUGGCUGUGGUAAGGGAUACCUCGGGUCCACGGUCGCAGGCUGUCGUGGAGACUGCUGCCCGGUGACCUGUAGACGCGUGUCAUCAACGGGACACCUGCAGCACUCCUACAGGUGUCGCUUUACAGGAACAAACGGGUCAUUAUCUAAGAGCUGGGAUCAGCGCAUCCACAAACCAUCCAAAAAUGUUUUUGAUGGACAUAUCUUGCCAAAGAUUAUCAGUGUCGGGAGGUAUCGUAAAAUUAUCAAGAAAAGUGUAGAUUAUUUCAUUUUGAGAGGAUGGGCUACAAAUCGUGUUAAUCUAGGCCUAUCAAAAUCGAAUCAACAAAUAAAAUGUCGGUUGAUUGCUAAAUAGCUACAACAAAAACAAACAGUGGCUGUCUAUAUUUAGCAAGCGUAUGAAGUUAUUUGGAACAGAAUAGCUUUGUUUCCGAUCCCAUCUUCAUACAACCCCUCAGGGAUCUCUGUUUUGGCCACCUGCCCGACAACACCUGGUAGACGAGGGGUUGCUUUGCGCAUGCGUAAUCGAAAGCCAAAAAUCCUGAUGCCGGAUCACCUAACAACCAAUGGUGUUUAAAUCUCUCCAGUGACAGAGGCAGAGCGGUGUGCAAGUGAGAGCAUUGCAAAAGGCCCCUGACCCAGGAGGAAGAGCCCCAGAGACCCCCCCAGAAAACACACAACCCACAACCAUGCCUCGGUCCUUCCUUGUGAAGAGUAAGAAAGCCCACAGCUACCACCAGCAGCGGUACCUGGAGGACGACUUCAUCCGGCUCGACACCGUGCUGGCCUACGCCUCUGCAGAGCACAAAGCUACGGUGGAGUUUGAGGGAAGUCUGGAGGCGCAGGAGGAGGCCCGCCGGCGCCAGGCCCUGCUGUCCCCGGAGUCCCGGGUGGGGCGCACGGCGCACCCCUCGUCCUGCUCCCCGCGGAGCUACGAGGGCAGCGUGUGUGACCGUUCAUCCUCCGACUACGACCUCUGGCGUCCCCCGUCUCCGUCCUCCUCCCCAGACUCAGAGAGCCGCUCCGUGAGGAUCGUGGAGGACGGCCACCACUUCAACAGCCCGUUCGCUCCUUACGCCGCCUGGACGUCGUUCCCCGGCUCGGAGAUGAGGCACCUGGUCGAGAGGACCUACCAGCAUGUCCAGAGGCCCCGGGAGCCCGACUCACCGGUCAGCCUCUAUGGGCCCGACGACCACGGCCCCGCCGACCCCCGUUACGCACCGCAGCAGGGCGCCCUGCACGGUGGAUGUUAUCCGGACUAUGCUUCCACCGUCGCGCGCAAAACAUACCGGAUUCAGGACGAGGAGGCUUAUCUAAACCUCAAGCAGAAGCCGAAGGAAAUUAAAUCGGAACAUGAUCGGAGCUUUCCCAACACCGAGGCCGUGAACGGCUCCUACACAUGUAUGAAGUGCUGCAAGGUGUUCUCCACGCCGCACGGCCUGGAGGUCCACGUGCGCCGCUCGCACAGCGGGACGCGACCCUUCGAGUGCGAUAUCUGCGGGAAGACCUUUGGCCACGCGGUGAGCCUGGACCAGCACCGGGCCGUCCACUCACAGGAGAGGAGCUUCAACUGUAAGAUCUGCGGGAAAAGCUUCAAGCGCUCUUCCACGCUGUCCACGCAUCUGCUCAUUCACUCGGACACGCGCCCGUACCCGUGCCAGUACUGCGGGAAGCGCUUCCAUCAGAAGUCCGACAUGAAGAAACACACAUUCAUCCACACAGGGGAGAAGCCCCACAAGUGCCAGGUGUGCGGCAAGGCCUUCAGCCAGAGCUCCAACCUCAUCACGCACAGCCGCAAACACACGGGCUUCAAGCCCUUCGGCUGCGAUCAGUGCGGCAAAGGGUUCCAGCGGAAAGUGGACCUGCGGAGACACAAAGAGACGCAACACGGACUGAAGUAAGGAUUGACGCACAGAUUGCGCACCUGAACCCACGAAAGUCUAUACGCGCGGGCCUCUGAGCCAGGGAGCCCGUGAGAGACCAUAGGGCCCUCCAGGUCUAAAGUCUUUAUUCAGGCCUGUUAUUGAGGCCCCGUUCUGCUCUGUGGCGAAUGCAGGGCUGGAGACUUGCAUAUUAAUUAUGAUUAAUUGUCUAUUUAUGACUCUAGGCCUGUAGGCCCGGCACACCGACUCUUGGAUUAAGAAUUGUGUACUUUAAAGAAAAGCACAUAUUUAUAGCGGAGAGAAUAUUUAAUUUGCCGUUUUAAUUUAUUUUAUUUUUUCAUGUAGGAUCCAUAGGGUUAGUCGUAUACUUGUUUAUUUUGAAAUGUAAUGAAUUAAACCUUGUUCUUAAAUAUGACCAAAUCGCGUACCAUUAUUUCCAACAAUCACGACCACAAUUUACAGGUCAGCUCAAAAGGAACCAGGAUUUAUGGACGUUAAUGGACAUAUCCACACACAGGCCUCCUGAACAAAUUACCUUAUGACCCGAAACAUUUCAUGUGGCGAGGUUUUCUUAGCAUGAUAUGGAGGAAGGCCUGAUUACUACGGCAAGCCACACGCACCGUCAGCUCAAAUUAUCUUAUCACUCCUCAUAUUACUAAAUUCGUUUGCUUACUCCCCCUAAAAAGUAACAGGCUUUUAUGGUUGUUUUUAGAAACCUGAAUUGCCUGUGCUGUCUAUCCCAGAAGGUUUGCUGUACCAUGGCAACAUUUACAGCCUGUUUAUAUCACUGUAAGGCAUAUCAUCCGCUUUGUGAAAAAAAUAUUUGCACACAAAUCAAUUCCUAAACAAACAACGGAACUGAGCGAGCGUAAGGAACGACCUGACAUUUAUUAGAUCACAUCAGAGGACCAACAUGUUGCCUACUCAUUUUUUUAUUUCAUAUUAUUGUCAAUUUCUCGUUGUCCCCGUCGUUGCAAACCAAAAGGUGUGCAGGUGUGUGUGUCAGUGCGCUAGGGUCCUGAAGAGUUGGAGUAAGGUCAGCAGAUCUGGCCGCUGCA